Phragmites australis (common reed) is the source of this 3796-nucleotide messenger RNA. Its product is annotated as MDIS1-interacting receptor like kinase 2-like. Gene Ontology annotation, molecular function: ATP binding; protein binding; protein kinase activity. Gene Ontology annotation, biological process: protein phosphorylation. The record is from RefSeq and is a predicted model, not a curated record. Lineage: Eukaryota; Viridiplantae; Streptophyta; Magnoliopsida; Poales; Poaceae. The transcript is spliced from 2 exons. The coding region runs from base 315 to 3602 and encodes 1095 amino acids.
UCCAUAUGGACACAUCCCAGGAAUGUUCAUCAGCGCUAACGCAAGAUAGUGCCCAUCCAACUACCACAGUCCCUGCUCUCUAAGUCACACUCGGAUCAACUAUCCAGAAGCAACGAAGUGCAACUCUUGCUCAGAAGCGCUUGCCGCCAUGGCUGCAGCUGCGCUGCCACUGGACUGAGUCACGUACAGCUCUUGUAGCAGCUCCUGGCCGGCGUAGCGCGGCACUGCGUUGCAUGCCCGCCACGCAAACUGGUGCUGAUUAGCCGCAAACGUGCGCUGCGCCCACCUUUGCACAGAUUCUGCAGAGGAAAGAGAUGAAGCUCCGUGAAGCAAGAGCGUCCAUGCACCGUCGUCCGGCAGGGUGCGCCAGGCUAGCCGCCAUGCCGCGGUGGCGCGCGCUUCAUCUCCUCCUGCUGCUCAUCCUGUCGUCCUCCCCACGCAGCGCGGACUCGGCGCAGGGCGAGGCCGAGGCGCUCCUGAGGUGGAAGGACAGCCUGGCCGCCGCGCCGGCGGCGGACGCCCUCGCCUCGUGGUUGCUGAACGGCUCUGCCGCAGCCGCAACCGCGGCGGCGUGCUCAUGGCGCGGCGUUUCGUGCGACUUCCUCGGCCGCGUCGUGGGCGUCGACGUGGCCGGCGCGGGCCUCGCCGGCACGCUCGACGCCCUGAACCUCUCGUCGUUGCCCAGCCUCGGCCGCCUCAACCUCAGCUUCAACGCGCUGACGGGUCCGUUCUUCCCGUCGAAUGUGUCUGCGCCGCUGCUCAGCGUCAGGUCCGUGGACUUGUCGAACAACAACUUGUCGGGUCCGAUCCCGGCGACGUUGCCGGCGUACAUGCCGAACCUUGAGCACCUCAACCUCUCGUCCAACCAGUUCGCCGGCGAGAUACCGACGUCCCUCGCGAACAUGACGAAGCUUCAGAGCCUUGUCCUUGGCUCCAACCAUCUCGCCGGCGGCAUACCGCCGGUGCUUGGUUCCGUCUCCGGGCUACGAGAGCUCGAGCUGUCCAGCAAUCCGUUGGGCGGCCCGAUUCCUGCCACUCUCGGCAAGCUCCUGUCUCUGGAGCGCAUCAACGUCAGCCUCGCUGGACUGGACUCAACAAUUCCGAGUGAGCUCAGCCUCUGCACCAACCUCACCGUCAUUGCCUUCGCCGGGAACAAGCUAUCCGGGGGGCUGCCGCCGUCGCUGGCCAAGCUGACCAGAGUACGGGAGUUCAACGUCUCCAAGAACAUGCUCACCGGCGAGAUAUUGCGGGACUACUUCACGUCCUGGACCGAUCUCACGGUGUUUCAGACGGACGGCAACCGUUUCACCGGCAAGAUCCCCCCAGAGGUCGCGACGGCAUCGAGGCUCGAGUUCCUCUCGUUGGCGACCAACAACCUCUCCGGCAUAAUCCCACCGGUCAUCGGGAGGCUGACAAGUCUAAAGGUGCUGGACCUCUCCGAGAACGGGUUCUCCGGCGUGAUCCCGCGGACGAUCGGCAACCUCACGAGCCUCGAGACGCUGCGUCUGUACGACAACAAGCUCACGGGCCGGUUGCCGGACGAGUUCGGGAACAUGACGGCGCUGCAGAGGCUGUCCAUAAACACCAACAUGCUAGAGGGCGAGCUGCCGGCCGGGCUCAUCCGGUUGCCGAACCUCCUCGGCAUCGUUGCGUUCGACAAUCUCUUCUCCGGCACCAUCCCGCCGGAUUUCGGCCGGAAACUGUCCAUCGUCAGCAUGUCGAACAACACGUUCUCCGGCGAGCUGCCUCCAGGGCUGUGUAGCACACCCCGCCUGCGGUACCUCAGCCUCGACGACAACGACAUCUCCGGUACCGUGCCCUCCUGCUACCGCAAUUUUACCAAGCUGAUACGCUUCCGGGUGGCACGGAACCAGUUGACCGGCAGCGUGGCAGAGAUCUUCGGAUCGCAUCCUGACCUGUACUACGUUGACCUGUCCGGGAACUCGUUCGACGGAGAGCUCCCGGAACACUGGACUCAGUUCAAGAACCUCUCGUACCUGCACUUGGACGGCAACAAGAUCACCGGGACAAUCCCGGCCAGUUACAGUGCCAUGUCUGCAUUGGAAGGCCUGAGUCUCGCGUCAAAUCGUCUCGGUGGCGCGAUACCGCCGGAGUUCGGUGAACUGCCUCUGCUUAAUCUGAACUUGAGCCACAACAUGCUGUUAGGACAAAUCCCUCUGACGCUGGGGAACGCCAGGAAGAUGCUAGAGCUGGACCUAUCUGGAAAUCAUCUCGACGGCGGCGUGCCAGUGGAGCUGACCAGACUGACCCACAUGUGGCACCUGAACCUGAGCAACAACAACCUCACCGGAAAAGUGCCGGCUCUGCUAGGAAAGAUGGACUCGCUCCAAGAGCUUGAUCUCAGUGGCAACCCAGGUCUGUGCGGCGACAUCGCCGGCCUGAAUUCUUGCCUCUCGUACCCGAUUAGUGGUGACUCCAAACGGUACAUAGCGAGGCGGAUCCUCAUCGUCGCGCUGGUUUCCGCCGCGGCGCUGCUGCUCUUCAUCGUUGCAGUGGCGUGUGUACUGGCCCGCAAGAGGAGGCGGACCGGCCAAGACAACGAGGGCACGACGGCGAGCGGCAGCACGACGGCUCUGACGGCUUCCAUAUGGGGCAAGGACGCGGAGUUCUCAUUCGGCGACAUCCUGGCGGCGACGGAGCACUUCAACGAGUCCUACUGCAUCGGCAAGGGCAGCUUCGGGAGCGUGUACCGCGCGGACCUGCCGGGCGGGUACCGCCUCGCCGUGAAGCGGCUCGACGCGUCGGAGACCGGCGACGCGUGCUGGGGCAUCAGCGAGAAGAGCUUCGAGAACGAGAUCAGGGCCCUGACGCGCGUCCGGCACAGGAACAUCGUCAAGCUCCACGGCUUCUGCGCCAUGGGCGGGUACAUGUACCUGGCCUACGAGCUCGUCGGGCGGGGCAGCCUCGGGAAGGUGCUGUACGGGACCGGCAGCGGCGAGAGGUUCGACUGGCCGGCGAGGAUGCGCGCGAUCGGAGGCCUGGCGCACGCGCUGGCGUACCUGCACCACGACUGCUCACCGCCGAUGAUCCACCGCGACGUGUCGAUCAACAACGUGCUGCUGGACCCCGACUACGAGCCGCGGGUGUCGGACUUCGGCACGGCGAGGUUCCUCGCCCCCGGGCGCUCCGACUGCUCCAGCAUCGCCGGCUCCUAUGGCUACAUGGGACCAGAGCUGGCGUACAUGAGGGUGACGACCAAGUGCGACGUGUACAGCUUCGGCGUGGUGGCGUUGGAGAUCCUGAUGGGCAGGUACCCGGGCGGCCUCAUCAGCUCCCUGCACUCGCGGCGCCCCGAGGAGCAGGGCGGCGUCGACGGCCUGUCGCUGCUGAUCAAGGACGCGGUGGACCAGAAGCUGGACCCUCCAGCCGGGCAGGUGACCGGGCAGGUCGUGUUCGCCUUCGUCGUCGCCCUGUCGUGCGUCCGGAUGAACCCCGACGCCCGGCCGACCAUGCGGCACGUCGAACAGGAGCUCGCGGCGCGGAGGAGGGCGGUCCUGGACAGGCCGUUCGCCGUGAUCAGGGUCGGUGACCUGACUACUAGUUCGGCGGCUAGCUUAGUUGACAUGAUGAUCGGUAGCUAGCUUAGUUGCAUUUGUACAGGAACAGGGGCCUCUUUUGUCCCGAUCAGCUCGGUUGUGUACUUUCUGAACGUUUGUGAUUGCAUUAGAGUGGUUUUCCAAAGUAAAUGUGUGCCGUACUUGCCGGUUCUGAGCUGAAAUUUGUGUAUAAAAAGAGAUCGUAAGUAAAAAAGAUGGUCCCGACUUUAUAUAUUAUA